This is a messenger RNA of Telopea speciosissima, 1723 nucleotides long. Its product is annotated as probable WRKY transcription factor 3. NCBI's taxonomy places the organism in Eukaryota, Viridiplantae, Streptophyta, Magnoliopsida, Proteales, Proteaceae. Bases 83 to 1657 code for a protein of 524 amino acids. The transcript is spliced from 4 exons. Gene Ontology annotation, molecular function: DNA-binding transcription factor activity; sequence-specific DNA binding. The record is from RefSeq and is a predicted model, not a curated record. Gene Ontology annotation, biological process: regulation of DNA-templated transcription.
UGCUUCGGUUGAUCGAUUCAGACGAAAGCCCUAUUAAUGGCGGUUUAGGAGUUCGGACAAAAACUGAAAAUUAUUAUCGCCAAUGGCAGAAAACGAGGGAGUUUCAAGAGCAACUGCUCCUCGUCGUCCCACGAUUGCUCUCCCGCCACGUUCAUCAGUAGAGAAUCUCUUCAUCGGUGGAGCUGGGGCCAGCCCAGGUCCCUUGACGCUUGUCUCUAAUUUCUUCUCCGAUAAUGAUCCUGAGUCGGAUGUUCGGUCGUUUUCGCAGUUACUCGCUGGGGCCAUGGCUUCGCCGGCGACGGUUACAGGGUUGAGACCAAGUUAUACAACGGAGGUUUCUUCCAAGGAAAGAGAUUCGGGUGAUGGAGCUGAAAGAGAAUCACGACUCAAGCAGAGUCGUCCGUUAAGUUUGCUGAUUGCUCCGUCGCCCAUGUUUACAGUUCCACCUGGUUUAAGCCCUGCUACUUUGCUUGAUUCACCUGGUUAUUUCUCUCCUGGUCAGGGGGCCUUCGGAAUAUCCCACCAACUGGCCCUGGCGCAUGUCACUGCUCAGGCUGCUCAGUCCCAAGCUCAGAUGCACCGGCAAGUUGAAUAUCCAUCUUCUCUAUCAGCUCCUCCAGCUUCAUUAGCAUCACAGCAUCCAUCCUUUCCUUCCAAUGCAACUGCACAUGAGCAUGCAACGUUAUCAUCAGAUCCCAAAAGCGCUAUCAGGGAACCAUCAGAAAUGUCUCAUUCUGAUCAUAGAUCCCAACCUAUUACUGCUGAUAAACCUGCUGAUGAUGGCUACAAUUGGCGGAAAUAUGGGCAGAAGCAGGUGAAGGGCAGUGAAUAUCCUCGGAGCUACUAUAAAUGUACUCACCUCAAUUGUCCCGUCAAGAAAAAGGUUGAGCGUUCUCUUGAUGGCCAAGUCACUGAGAUUAUCUACAAAGGCCAGCACAACCAUCAACCACCUCAAUCGAACAAGCGUGGGAAAGAAAGUGGAAAUCCACAUGGAAACUCGCACUAUCAGGGGAAUCCUGAAGUUGGUUCUCAGUUUCACUUCGGAGACUUAAGCAGAUCAAGUGACACUUUACCUGCUUCUUCACUGUCUAGGAGAGAUCAGGAAUCAAGCCAAGCUACACAUGAACACUUAUCUGGAUCAAGUGAUGGUGAAGAAAUGGGUGAUUCUGAAACAAGAGCAGAUGAAGGGGAUGACGAUGAACCUGAUCCUAAGAGACGGCACACAGAGGUGCGGGUUUCAGAGCUGCCUUCUUCACACAAGACAGUGACGGAACCCAGGAUUAUUGUGCAGACAACCAGUGAAGUAGAUCUUUUGGAUGAUGGCUAUCGGUGGCGGAAGUAUGGCCAGAAAGUGGUCAAAGGGAAUCCUCACCCAAGGAGUUAUUAUAAAUGUACAAAUGCUGGAUGUAAUGUCCGCAAGCAUGUUGAGAGGGCUUCUGGUGACCCUAAAGCUGUCAUAACGAUGUAUGAAGGGAAACAUAAUCAUGAUGUGCCGGCAGCUAAAAACAGCAGUCAUAAUACAGCCAACAGUAACAUGCCACAGUUCAGACCACAAGCUGUCAUGGCUGAGAAGCAUCCAUUGUUUAGAACAGAUCUUGGCAACAAUGUUCAACAGCCUAUAGCACUUCUACGGUUUAAAGAAGAACAAAUUACUUAGUUUUGUGGGUCCUGAUGAUGAGAACAAAUGUUAGAGAUCACAUCUUGGCAACAAUGUUCAACAGCC